CCUGGAAGAAAUAACACGACAGCCUGAACAUAAAGAUUGAGAGAAGUAAUGCCACCUGACCUAAUCAAUCUCUAUACAUCCAGCCUGAGUCAACCUCGCCAGUUAAAUUAGUUGAUGCGGGUGCUCUCAUCUCUCUUCUCCCGGCCGCUACAUAUACUCUUGGCUUUACUUUCCUGACCACCACGUCCUACCAGCACAAACAGAACAUAUCCUGAGCUCCUGCUAAAUAUCUUGGUCGAGUCGUUCGUUGGAGAGGCAGCGAGGUCGAUCACAUGGCGGAGGAAGCGAAGAUGGAGGUGGCGCCGCCCGCGCCAGAGCCGGCCAAGGACAUCGCCGAGGAGAAGGCCCUCGUCGUGGCGGAGGAUGGUGAGAAGCCUGCAGCUACAGACGGCUCACACGGAAGAGACGCUUUCCUCGAGAGGGUCGCGACAGAGAAGAGGAUUUCGCUGAUCAAGGCAUGGGAGGAGAACGAGAAGGCCAAGGCCGAGAACAAGACGGCAAAGUUGCUAGCGGACAUCACCUCGUGGGAGAACUCCAAGGCUGCGCAACUGGAAGCCGAGCACAAGAAGCUGCAAGAGCAGCUGGAGAGGAAGAAGGCGGAGUACGUGGAGAAGCUCAAGAACGCCACCGCGGCCGUGCACAAGGCGGCCGAGGAGAAGCGUGCGGCAGCGGAGGCGCGGCGCGGCGAGGAGAUCGUCGCGGCUGAGGAGGCUGCCGCAAAGUACCGCGCCAAGGGGGAGGCGCCCAAGAAGCUCUUCGCGUCCUUGAGCAGAGGAUAGCUGCCCGCGCUCCAUUCACAGCCUUGCAUCUUCUUCCGCUUCUCGGUGACAGUUGUAACAUUUGCUGGUUGAUGUAAUUUACUUGUGUAUUUAUGUGUUGUUUAUGUUGUCUUAGUUUUCUCUAUCAUGUUGUUGUGCAAUUUGUUAUUAUUUCUUUGGGUACUA
Lolium perenne is the source of this 944-nucleotide messenger RNA. RefSeq names its product remorin. The record is from RefSeq and is a predicted model, not a curated record. Lineage: Eukaryota; Viridiplantae; Streptophyta; Magnoliopsida; Poales; Poaceae.